Molecule: messenger RNA, 522 nt
Organism: Spinacia oleracea (spinach)
Lineage: Eukaryota; Viridiplantae; Streptophyta; Magnoliopsida; Caryophyllales; Amaranthaceae
Exons: 1
Coding region: 1-522 (173 amino acids)
Source: RefSeq, a predicted model, not a curated record
AUGGCCUUCGCGCAAGAGCUUCUCCUCUUUCACUUUCACUCGACGGAUCAUGUAGGCCUAGAGGGACAAUACCAUUUGCUCCUUCAACAAGUGGUUAUGGUGUGCCUAUUUUCGACUCUUUUAAGCAUAUGGUUGCCUAAGAGUUUCAUGUUAUGUUACAUUAGGUCACUUGGUGUGAUAUUUCAAGGCCUUUGGCUCAUUGUAACCGGUUUCAUGCUAUGGACUCCAGAUUUCGCUCCAAAAGGGUGCUCGAUGAAAAAGGGUCAUUUUGGUCGGAAUGUGAUUAAGUGUGACGAUCAUGAAUCAUUACAUCGCGGUAAGGCGUUGGUUAACAUUUUGUUUAGUUGGUUUUUCAUAGGUAUGAUGGUUUUUGGCGUGGUUUGUUAUUUGGUUGUAAACAAAGUUUACGGCGUAAGUAAAGUCAUGGAAGAUGAUGAGGAGGACUUGACAUGGGAAAUGGAAGAUAGGCAAAGAUUUCUACACAGAAACAGGGUUUUACCCACUGAUUUGGAAGAACUGUAA